AUGCAUAUCCUGGUAGUCAACGACGAUGGCCCCCCAAACUCCCGCCUAUCACCCUACGUCAGACCCCUCGUGAACGCCCUCCAAUCAACCGGCCACCUCGUCUCAGUCGCCAUCCCAGCAUCCUCCCGCUCCUGGAUCGGCAAAGCCCACAUAAUCGAAGCCUCCCUAACCGCCAGCUACGUGCACCCAGACUCCUUCAACACAGACGGCACCUGGAACCAAACCCCCACCCCCGAGUCCGACGCCGACUGGGUCGUCAUCCAAAACGGCACCCCGGCCAGCUGCGCCCAGCUAGGCCUCUACAACCUGUUCCCCGACCGCCCGCCCGUCGACCUGGUCAUCUCGGGCCCGAACCACGGCCGCAAUGCCUCCACCAUCUACAAUUUGUCCUCGGGCACCGUCGGCGGGGCGCUGGAGGCUGUUUUCUGCGGCAAGCGCGCUAUCGCUAUUUCCUUUGGUAGUAAGGAUCCGCAGGCCGAUGAGGUGAUUGCUGCUGCGGCGCGGCUGGCGGUGCGCCUUGUCGAUCAUCUUUGUGCGGUUUGGGAUGAGCGGGUGGAGCUGUAUAAUAUCAAUAUCCCCAUGCGGGAGGAUGUCGAGGAGAGACCGGUGCUGUAUACGCGCACUUUGCCGUAUUAUUGGUCGCGGGGCUGUCUUUAUGCUGAGGAGGGGGUCGAGAAGAAGAAGUUGGCCAAUGGGUUGACUAAUGGGUUCACUAAUGGUGAUCAUGGUGAUCGGGGUCUUUCGAAUGGGCUUAAUGGGCAUGCUGAGACGCAGCCUAGACAGCGCCAUUUUAAGUGGUCGGCUGAUUUGUCGGAUAUGAAGAAGAGGUUACAGGAGAGUGAGGAGGGCACUGAUGCGCAUACUGUGUUGAAUGGCUCUACUAGGUAUGAUGGCCUCGAAUCCUUGUGGUUUUCUUUUCCGGACUUGCUUAUACUGACUUGUGACAGUGUAACGGCUCUGCGUGCCAAUUUCUGGCAUGUCCCCGGUCUGGAAGGGCCUUUGAACUUGGACUGA
Penicillium verhagenii is the source of this 1014-nucleotide messenger RNA. RefSeq names its product 5'/3'-nucleotidase SurE. Gene Ontology annotation, cellular component: P-body. Gene Ontology annotation, molecular function: hydrolase activity. NCBI's taxonomy places the organism in Eukaryota, Fungi, Ascomycota, Eurotiomycetes, Eurotiales, Aspergillaceae. Bases 1 to 1014 code for a protein of 337 amino acids. The record is from RefSeq and is a predicted model, not a curated record. The transcript has 2 exons.